CCGCAGUCUUUGGUCAUCCCCUGUACUGUGUCCGCAGUCUCUGGUCAUUCCCUGUACUGUGUCCGCAGUCUCUGGUCAUCUCCUGUACUGUGUCUGCAGUCUCUGGUCAUCUCCUGUACUGUGUCCGCAGUCUCUGGUCAUCUCCUGUACUGUGUCCGCAGUCUCUGGUCAUCUCCUGUACUGUGUCUGCAGUCCAUUGGUUCAGAAUAUUUUUUUUUUUUUGUUUUUCGCCUCUCAAACCUAGGUGUGUCUUAUGGUCAGGUGCAUCUUAGGGAGCGAAAAAUACAGGUUUUUUUUUUUUUUUCGGAGAGUGCAUGUGAU
Messenger RNA from Staurois parvus, 321 nucleotides. Lineage: Eukaryota; Metazoa; Chordata; Amphibia; Anura; Ranidae. The record is from the annotation of a GenBank genome assembly.